Notolabrus celidotus (New Zealand spotty) is the source of this 3269-nucleotide messenger RNA. RefSeq names its product group 3 secretory phospholipase A2-like. Gene Ontology annotation, biological process: arachidonate secretion; phospholipid metabolic process. NCBI's taxonomy places the organism in Eukaryota, Metazoa, Chordata, Actinopteri, Labriformes, Labridae. The coding region runs from base 183 to 2327 and encodes 714 amino acids. Gene Ontology annotation, molecular function: A2-type glycerophospholipase activity. The transcript has 7 exons. The record is from RefSeq and is a predicted model, not a curated record.
ACCAAUAGGAAAGGCGUUUAUCCUGGAGGUACACAUGCCUUCUUCGAGCACAGACAGAUGCCGGCUGGUGCAGAACUACAUCAAUGCAACAAUUAACUUGGAAUGACUCGUCCAUUCAGACUUUAAUCUGACGCUUCAUCUCGUCUUAACCUGGAUUGUCUAUACACCCAUUUCACAUUGAAAUGCACAACAGGUGCUUGCUUCAAGUCCUCCUCUCCUUAUCAUCGAUUAUUUUAUCAAAAGCGCAGGAUGUGAUAGGGUCAGGUCUCUCAUGUGUCAAAUCCAGUCCUGCAGAUGACGGACAGACGCGCGUUACGUUCCUGCGUGAACACACAGCCGGCGCGCUCUCUCUGUACCUCACCCUGUGGUCCGAAGAUAUACAACUCGUUGCUUGUGAAGUAAAUCAAAGUCCCCUCGUUGCGGAGAAAUACCUUACUGCUUGCGACAGAAGUGACACGAAGAAGAAGGAAAUCAGCCAGAGGUUUAAUAUCAGCGCGUUGUUGGCUCCGGAUGCUCCGUGCGCACUUGGAUCCUCCGAUGUGCCAAAGUUUUCCAGGCGCGCAGGAAGAGAUGGGAGAGAGGGGAAAAGUCGAAUGAGACGCGGGGUGAUAUUUCCAGGGACGCUGUGGUGCGGCACUGGAAGUAAAGCGAUUGGAUACGAUGAGUUAGGGAUGUUUGAGAGUGCAGAUAAAUGCUGCCGUGAACACGACCACUGUCGACACAUCAUCCCAUCUUUCACUGUGAAUUACGGCGUCUUCAACUCCAGAUUCUUCACCGUCUCUCACUGUGACUGUGACAAACGGUUUCGACAGUGCCUCCUUGAUGUGAAUGAUACUAUUUCUAGCAUGGUGGGCUACAGCUUCUUCAGCAUUAUUCAAGUUCCCUGCUUCAAGCUUGAACAGCAGAAGCACUGCACUGAGAUGUACUGGUGGGGAAUGUGCAAAGCCGCAAAUGUGGCUCCAUAUGCUGUCUUCAAGAGUCCCCUUCCUUACAACAGCUCUGCUGUUGCAAGAAAACAUGGGGACAACUCUGACAGUGACAACAUAACAGGGACAGGGGAGCAGCAGGUAACAAAAAGCCCUGUGAUCAGCACCAAGUCACAAAAGAGUGAUCGUAGAUGCAUCAACACGCACAGAGGAGACACUUUCCGGCGCAAAGGGAAUAGUAGUAGGGGAAAAGGAUGUAAACGAAACCAGAAAGUGUCCACAGCAGCACCUUCACAAAUGACUCCAAUAACAAAGUUACACACCACCACUCCUGUGAUGAAAACAGAUAUUUCACAUACUUCUAAAAGUAACACAUUGGGUAAAAAAAGAGCUGGAAAAAAGAAGAGCGCAAGAAAGGAAACGUCUGUCAAUGCCACAUGGAAGAGCCAAUUUCCACUGAAUGUGACCACAACCCCUUACCCACAAACAACAACAACCACAACACAGAGCUACCUGUCAUCUACACAGAGUCCACCCCCUCAGAUACAUGUAACAACCACCACAGCAGGGACCAAAACAACCAAAAGCAAGAAGAAAGGUAGCUGCUGUGGACUGGUGACGCCUCCAAGAGGUGACGCUUUUCAACCUCUUUGUAGAAAAUGUCAAAAAGAAAAAUCAACGUCGCACACUACAACUAUUACACCUUCAACAACUACAUACAGAUUACUGAUCAAGUCAAAAACACUUGAGGAUCUGCUGCUCAAAACAACAACAGAGAAAGUCAAACGAGACCCCUUUAAGAAACUGAGGAGUAGAAAUACUUCCAUCAAACCAAAGCCUCCUGCCCAUGAAGAUGGCAAGACAAAAAAAGUGAGGAAGUCCCAUUUGAUAUGGAAUAACACAAGCCAGGAGUCAGUGGGUAGAACCAAAGGACCAAACACACCUGCAAAGAGAGGCCUGGCAGACAAUUACCUCCUGUGUGGAAGCCUCAAACAUCUGGAUGAAUGUGGAUACAAAAUCCCACCUAUGGAGAAGAAGUAUGAGCUGCAGAACGUGGAGUCAAAGACUGCCUACCACUGUGAUUGCACUAACCGCCUGGCUCUUCAAAUUAAAAGCUUCAAAGAACCCAGUAUUCUCCCCACGCUGCUGAUGGAUUUCGUUUCUCAGGACUGCUUUAAACUGCCAAAGAAGAAAAAAUGCCUCAACAAGAAAAGCUGUUCUGGAGGCUUCACUAAAGCUUCUGACCUACUUCAAGCACUUAAGAAGAUAGAAGGAAAAAACACUGCUGGGGUGCAAAAUUCAGUCAAUGGCAGAAAAAGAGGGAUUCCUGUUCGCCUUUCUAAGCGAUGCCUUAGGCUGCAAAGAGAAGCUGAUAUCAUGGCACAACUCACACGAUUAUAGACUAAGCUGCUGUGUGCAGCAACAAUGAGUUUAAUAAGCUUUACAUUUCAUGCAGCAUUUUCUGUUUCUGUCUGAUGGGGUAAAUUCACAGUGUUGGAAUGUUCAAGGAUUAAAACUCUAGACUAUUGUAAUAUAUUUCCGGGCAUGCCAUGGAUGGACAUAUGUUUAUAAAGAGCUAACUUCAUCCAUCAGAUUGUGUAUGAAAUUAAAACAACUGUUAAUAUUUGUAUUAUUUUUGCUUCUGUUUGAAUUUAGUAAUUGAUUUAUUAUCACAUGUCAAGGAAACUUACAUGAACGAUCACAAGUUGCAUUCUAUUAUAUGAUAUGUAAUGUAAAGGGUUUAAGUAAGAAAAAUGACCAGGUGUACUCCACACUGCAUUCUGAAACAGCUUACAUCUUACAAGUAGCAAUCCUUUAUGUAAAAAAAACAAAAAACUUAUUUUACUGCUACACAAAUAAUCACUGACAUAUGUCUUUUUCCAAACCCAAGGUGUCAUCUACAUCUACUGUUUUUGUUAUAAGAUACAAAAAUAUACAAAAAUAAUGCAUAUAUUUCCCUGCAUGAAUAAAACAUUCCUGAUUUGAAAACCUUACAAGGAUUGCAACUCCUUCAAUGUGCACCUCAUCUUCCCUCUCAUUUCAUCAACUCCUACUCUUACAAUGUGUUGCAUCAGUGUUUUCUACUGUAGACAUAUAUCCUCACUUAUAAGGUACCAGAAAUGGAAUGUGUCUAUAUCUGUCAUCCAUAAUAACUUCAAAGACCCAUUUUUAUUCCACAGCACAAUCAUAAGAUUACCAUCUUGAAAUGCAACAAGACUGAUGUUUCAGGAAAUAGGGACACUGGUUUUAUGGGACUUUCUUGUGGGUCCUGUAAAAACUCUUGUAUCUGUUGUGUAAAAAUGUAAAUGUGUUUUUCUUUGCUUACUUUAUCAUGCAUUUUAC